This is a messenger RNA of Mesocricetus auratus (golden hamster), 5403 nucleotides long. RefSeq names its product protein phosphatase, Mg2+/Mn2+ dependent 1K (gene Ppm1k). The record is from RefSeq and is a predicted model, not a curated record. NCBI's taxonomy places the organism in Eukaryota, Metazoa, Chordata, Mammalia, Rodentia, Cricetidae. Gene Ontology annotation, biological process: protein dephosphorylation. The coding region runs from base 215 to 1333 and encodes 372 amino acids. Gene Ontology annotation, molecular function: cation binding; protein serine/threonine phosphatase activity. The transcript has 7 exons.
GCAUUUCCAGAGAGGAGAUUGUGGCUUCUAGAGAUCGGAAUCUACAAGAGAAGUCAGUCUUAUUUACCAUCCAAGAAAACCUUCUCUUUCCUUCCAUUAGCCAGUUAAGAAAUUUACAGACACAUAAGCCAUCACGAGGUGUAUCAGUUCUUCAAGGAAUUCUGCUAUUGCUCUAUUUGCCUUUCCCUGUGACUGAGGCCUUUGGACUUGCAUUAUGUUAUCAGCGGCCCUAAUUACUUUGGUGAGAAGCGGUGGGAACCAGGUGAAGAAGAGAGUACUGCUAAGCUCUGUCCUUCUGCAGGACAACAGACAGGUGACUCCUACCUGCUACAGCUCCACUUCGGAGCCCAGGUGUUCUCGAUUUGAUCCAGACGGAAGUGGGCAACCCGCUACUUGGGACAAUUUUGGGAUCUGGGACAACCGUAUUGAUGAGCCAAUUCUGCUGCCACCUAGCAUCAAGUAUGGCAAGCCAAUCCCCAAAAUCAGCCUGGAGAACGUGGGCUGUGCCUCCCUCAUUGGCAAACGGAAAGAAAAUGAAGACCGGUUUGGGUUCGCACAGCUGACAGAGGAGGUGCUGUACUUUGCAGUGUAUGAUGGGCACGGGGGCCCUGCAGCUGCCGACUUCUGUCACACGCACAUGAAAAAAUGUGUGAUGGAUUUGCUGCCUCGGGAGAAAGACUUGAAAACCGUACUGACCUUGGCCUUUCUAGAAAUAGAUAAAGCCUUUUCCAGUUAUGCCCACCUGUCUGCUGAUGCAAGCCUCCUGACUUCUGGGACUACUGCAACGGUAGCCUUGUUGAGAGAUGGCAUUGAACUGGUUGUAGCCAGUGUUGGAGACAGCCGGGCUCUUUUGUGUAGAAAAGGAAAACCCAUGAAGCUGACCACUGACCAUACCCCAGAGAGAAAGGAUGAGAAAGAAAGGAUCAAGAAAUGUGGUGGGUUUGUAGCUUGGAAUAGUUUGGGACAGCCCCAUGUAAAUGGCAGACUUGCAAUGACAAGGAGUAUUGGAGAUUUGGAUCUUAAAGCCAGUGGUGUAAUAGCAGAACCGGAGACAACAAGGAUUAAGCUCUACCAUGCGGAGGACAGUUUCCUGGUCCUCACCACAGAUGGGAUUAACUUCAUGGUGAACAGUCAAGAGAUCUGUGACUUUGUCAACCAGUGCCAUGACCCUAAUGAAGCAGCCCAUGCAGUGACUGAACAGGCAAUACAGUAUGGUACAGAAGACAACAGCACUGCAGUAGUGGUGCCCUUUGGCGCCUGGGGAAAAUACAAGAACUCUGAAAUAAACUUUUCAUUCAGCAGAAGCUUUGCCUCCAGCGGACGGUGGGCCUGAUCUCCAGCCGGGACUCAGUGUUCCUAAGCGGCAGUGUGUCAGCGAGCAUGUCAAGAAACUGAUGAUAGCCAAAAGGCUGCCUGUACCCAUGAGUCCCAGGACAAUGCAAGCUUGCCAGCUAUGUACAUGGUAGUAUUUUCACAAAUCCUCAUCAUUACGUUCAACUGUAUGUGUUCAGCAGUGCAAGCACCACGGCAAAGCUGUGAAGCCAUUGCGAGACUCUGAGCUGAGUGGGAGAGAGUGGUUUUGGUACACUUGAUGAUGUACAAAAUAUGCCUUUUGUUUUGUGAUGCUGGAGAUUGAAUCCGGGCUUUCUAGUUUUUAAGAUUACCAGGCAGAUCCCGUUUCUUUUAACAAUUUUGUUCUUCAUUCAGUUGGACAGGUUUUCUGAAUUUUGAUAGCUAGUCAAUGUGUUAUUUGCAAGUGUUUCUUUCUUCUUUCUCUUUGUUUAAAACAGUUCUCACUGACUGGCCUUGAACUCCUGGGUUAAAAACGUCUUCCUACUUCAGUCUCCUGAAUACCUGGGACUGUAGGAUGCUCCAACUUACAAAUGUUUUCUGUUUUCGUUUUUAGUUGUUUAGAGCAGAACAAGCAUAGAUUUAUUACAGAAAAGUACUCCUGGGAGAUGCAGGAAUUCCAAGGGAGGAAUACGCACAAGUGUUAUUUUUUUUAAUAAAUGUACCAAGGAGUGAAAAUGAAAACUAGUAAGAGAUAACUUCCCUGUUACUGUACCUUGUACUCUGGACCACAGAUUAGUAAAUUUAACCCUGCAAAAGAAACUUCUUCAGGCAGAAGACAUGGCUACAGUGUAUACAUAUUUGUAAAUAGCUCUCUUGUGUAUUUUAACUAUUUUUAGGCCUUUCCCCAUCCAGUCCUGUUUUCUAUAGUCAAAUAUACUAUAUAGCUCCAACUACCCCUUAAUCCCCUGAGGAGAAUGUAUAGAUUCUGAUCAAAACAUGUACAGUGACAUGCUGACAGUGUUUGUGUUUGUUGACUGUGUGUGCAAGUUGGUUGUUGUGUGUUUGUGUGUGGUAUGUUUAUAUCACAUUUUAUGCACAUAGUAAGCAAGUUGGGUCAUUUGUUAGUAAAGAUAAUAUUACAAUGACUCACACUGCUGUAGACAUAGCUUGAGCUUUAAUCUCUCUAUUUUCCUCAUUUCUGAGAUUUAUGAGGAAGAAUAAAUCUUUUUAAAAGGGAUAUUCAAGCAUGUCAGCUUGGUACAUAAAUUAGGAAUGUAAAACUACACUCCUUUUUAACCUACAUAUAAAUUUGCUGUUAAACUGUGAAUCCCUAAAAUAGUUUAUUUUCACAAAUCAUGUAAAUUUGGUAUAUGUGUGAUGAAUGUAUAAAUGUUUUGAAGUAAUAUAAAAUUAAAGGGAAGAGACUUGUAGAGCCUUUAUCAGUUCGCUUUAAAUUAUUGAUAUAUUUAUCCUGAAGGACACUCAAUAAAUUGAGUGGUUUUCUGUAGUCAAGAAUCAAUGGUAGUUAGUAGAUAACCACUAUGGAUUAAAAGUAUGUGUGGGAGGCCAGAUGCAAUGGCCUGUGCCUAUAAUCUCAGGACUUGGGAGGAGGAGGCAAGAUAAUGGUGAUGGUGACUUUGAGAUCAGCCUGGGCUAUGUAGCAAGUUCCAGGGAAGUCUGAACCACAGCAUCUCUCCCCCAAACAAAAUAUCAACAACAAAGGUCUACAAGAGACUUUUUAUUUUGUGGGUAACCAAAGAACAGAAGCAACCACGUUGUGUAGUAAUUUGAAUAUAAAAUUAUGGGCUAUGAAAAGAUUAGUGAAUGUUGAGAAUGACUUGGAAUUUUGAGGAAAAAAACGAGAAAAAUAAUUAAAUAGGUAUGCCUUCAAGUCUGAUGUGUUUUCUUCCUUUAACUUUUGUUUUAAAUAUGUAGUGGGAGGCAAAUAAAUUUUCUCAUCUUCUUGCUUUGGGGAAUGGAAGAAAAUACAUUUUAACUUUACUUGCCUAUACUAGUUAGAACAGGCUCAAUAGAGAAUUUAAGGUCUUUUCGUGCACAUUAGUUGAGAAGAGAAAAACAUUUGCUAGGCUUGUUAGCUUACAUGUGCAGUUCCAACAUGCAGCAGGCUGUAGCAGAAGAAUCUGGAAUUUGCUAUGAGCUAUAUAGCAAGACCCUGUCUCAGGAGACAAGCAAAGCCCACAGCAAAGAGUGCAGUCUGUGUUCACUGUCUGAAAUGGAGACACACAGAAGACCAGCAGAGCUGAGACGCUGUCUUGUUGAAUCGGUUGUUGGGACAGAAUUAUGAAAACAGCUUUUAAGAGCACUGAGAACUUGUAAACUAAUGUGCACAGCAAAAUUCUCAAGCUUUAAAAUGACAUUCUGGUGUGUAGGCUACGUUUCUGUUCUAAAUUCUUGUGUUACUACACCCCUCUACCUUCCACCCCGCCACCCGUGCUUUUUAUUUGCCUUUGAAACCAGGGUUGAGAGUGAACUCGUGGAGUUCAGAGGCUUGAUGGUCAAUGAUAGAUUGGGGUGGAUUCCAGAUAUGAUGAGGAGGAAUCUGUAGAUGAUGGCCUUGGGUGCACUUGGUCCUAUUUCAGCUGGAAAAGAUUUUUGGUGCUGGUGGUGAGGUUUGGUGUGUGUGUGUGUGUGUGUGUGUGUGUGUGUGUGUGUGUGUGUGUGAAUAGAUGUGUCUCAGCCUCCUGAGUGCUGAGAUUAUAGGCAUACACUCCCACACCUGGUUUUACCUGGAGGAAAUUUAAAACCCUAAUUCAGUCUUGCUUGAUAAAGGUGCUGGUCUCAUAGGGGCUGGGCUGUGUCCUUUCCUACAGGCUUUCUUUACACACAUUUGUCAAGAUCAAACCUGAAUAAAGCUACAAGUCGAUAUGAAAAAAAAAACCUGUCUUUCUUUUCUAAGUCUCAAUAUUAAAAUAUAAUUUACAGAAUAUACUAUCAUAAUCAUAAGUGAUAAGAACACACACAUGCCUCUGUUAUUGCGAAUGGUACAAUAGUGGAAAGAAAGGGACUGUUCUUACAUGCUUUUUAGUGUGAAUUUAGCUGGGAGUUUGCCAUGUGGGUGUAGGCUUGAUAUAAAUGAUGUAAUACAGGAAGUGCAUUGGUUAUAUUUAUGUGUGCCUUUCAUUUACAUGCAGUAUGUAAAAAAUCUUUUUUGUGUUGCCACCAGUCAUUUGGUGAAAUGUUCCUUAAAGUAUUAUGAUAUUUUACAAUUCUAAAUAUAUAAACAUUUUAUCAGUUCAGAAGUAAACAUAGUCAUGCUCUCUGUCAGCUGCUCAUUUGUUAGAAUUCCUUGUGUCUUUUGACUGCUUCAAAUCCAGGCAUCCCCCCCCCAAGGGUCAAAAGGUCCCUUAGUAAGGAUCAGUUUUGCUUCUUUGUAUUACAUGAUAUGAACUUUCCCAUAUCACAGCAUUCUUAAAUUUUUACUUUGAAGAGGUAGCAGCAUACAUGUAAUCUAAAAUAUGGAAAUUAUUUGAAUUUUUAAAUUAUUUUAAAUUUUAUUAUUAGUUAAUUUUUCUAAGAACGGAUAUGGAACUAAUCUCAUCAUAACAAAACAGUAAGAAAGUGCUCCCAGGUGGGACCUGAGGAGUUCAAGUUUAGAAUUAGCAACUGCAGCCAAGCGCUUGUGUUUCCCUUCACUGCCAGGAUUCCCCACAUGCCUGGGUCUGUAAAACACGGUACCAUGAGAUUGUGGCACACUGAGUUUCCUGGGUUUCAUUCUGAGAAUGACCUAAGCAGGAACAACAAGUUGGGUUUUACAAGAUGAGCAAAGCGAAACGGAAACAUGCCUGCUGCGCUUGACAGGUGGAAUAAAGCCCGUUGGUUCUGUGGCAGCUCCCAUUGGUUGCGGGAUGGUUGGAAUGGUCCAUGGUGUUAUAGAAUUCUGGGCUAUGUGAACGUAGAUGUGCGGCACCGCCAAGGACGACUGUGGAUAUUUGUUUUGUAAUUUUCCGAAGUCCUACUUGGUACGGUCCCUUUGUGGUGAAUUUGACUAUUGUUUCAAAUGUAUGUGCUAGAGUAAAUGAACAAACUAAAGUCACCUGUCUCAGUGGUGAAAACAGCCGAAUAAAAUGCACAUGUUGAACUCCUCCUAAA